AUGACGGCCAAUCGAGCUAUUGACUUAGAUCCUUACACUGACAAUGGAGCCGAGCGGGAAACUGCCGCUUUAGCUUACGUUUUAGGUUUAGAUGAAAAUAGCAUUAACACUGGCACUAACAUUGGCGGAGCCGGAAACAACCUUGCCAACCGGGGCAAAAUUGAACAUGGUGGAAACUUAUACGAUCCGGCGGUUGCCGCAGAACUAAAAGAUAUUGCUCAAAUUCGUUCGAUAGCAGCGGAUCCCCUUAGUGCGGAUGGAAACGGCGCCCGAGCAGGCAACCAAGCCUUUAUUGAUGCCCAUAACUUUACCAAUCCUCAACAAGCGAUUAUUAAUGAUUACGCCGGAGCAGCUGACAACACGGACAAAAAACGAGCUUACCAAGCGAUCAAUGCUGAAUUUAGUGGCUUAGCCCAAAAAGUGUAUGAAAAAUACGGAGUUGGUCAAUACCGCUUUACCGGCAACCGACCUAAAUACAAAAAGUUUGGUGAAAGUUAUUCUCAGACUGAAUUAGAAGAGGCUUUAUAUGAAGUAAUGAAAGUAGCUAUUGAAAAUGAAGAAUUGUCAGAACAAGAAAAAAAAGAACAACAAGAGAAUGGUUCUACUAAUAUAGUUGGUAGUGUCGGGAAAGUUAGUUCUAUUUAUAGAUUAGUUACUAAUACUGGUGGUAAAGAUAUGACCCUGACUAACCAAGGUCUUAAUUUUACUCGACGAAUGCCUCACUAUACUAUCUACCAAGAACAGUCAAACAACACUCAUAAAAAAGAAAGUAGUUUUGAAGUCGAAGGUGGUCUUUACUAUCGAGAAGUAACAGUGCAACCACCUCAUGAUACCAAAGAAGAAAUAAAAGUGAGUUUAUUAGGGACUAAAGAAACUUUGGCAGUAGCUAAAGCAGAAGAAUUGUCAGAACAAGAAAAAAAAGAACAACAAGAGAAUGGUUCUACUAAUAUAGUUGGUAGUGUCGGGAAAGUUAGUUCUAUUUAUAGAUUAGUUACUAAUACUGGUGGUAAAGAUAUGAAUUUAAUGACCCUGACUAACCAAGGUCUUAAUUUUACUCGACGAAUGCCUCACUAUACUAUCUACCAAGAACAGUCAAACAACACUCAUAAAAAAGAAAGUAGUUUUGAAGUCGAAGGUGGUCUUUACUAUCGAGAAGUAACAGUGCAACCACCUCAUGAUACCAAAGAAGAAAUAAAAGUGAGUUUAUUAGGGACUAAAGAAACUUUGGCAGUAGCUAAAGCAGGUAAUAUUUUAGUAAUUCUUCAUAAGGAAUUCUUUUCAACUAAUAAACUAUUUGCUCUGCUAGUAGAAAAAACUAACCAAGCCGAUGUUUAUCGCCGCUUAGGUUUAGUGGAAUUAGUUAAUAGUGAAGGAAUAAAGGUUUCUGCACAAAUAGGAAAGUUUAAUAGAAAAACUAUAAUUGGAGACAACCACAAAGAAAUCAAAUCCGAACCACAAUUUCAAACUCAGAUAGAAAAAAUAGAAGAAGGAAAACAUUAUGGAUUAGGUUUGGUAGAAAUUAGUGAAGGUUCCGAGAAAUUAUUGCAAGAACUCGAAGAAAAAGAAAUAGCAAUACACAGAAAGCCAAAUGUUGAAACGGAUGAGGAGCAAAAACAAUGUUCAGAUCUUAUCAAAAAAGAAUUACAAGAGGAAUGA
Messenger RNA from Entrophospora sp. SA101, 1656 nucleotides. The record is from the annotation of a GenBank genome assembly. Lineage: Eukaryota; Fungi; Glomeromycota; Glomeromycetes; Entrophosporales; Entrophosporaceae.